CAAAACAAACUUUUAUUUUCGGGGUCUGGGUGCUGAAAAAAUAGGUUUUCGGUUUUCCAAAGAUCCUGGUUUUGGAGAAUAAGAUGAGAAUUUCAUCUUUCUGGGACCUUUGUUGGAAACAAUUUUCUCUAUCCAAAUCACUAUUUGGAAUCUUCAUAAGAGUUACGAUUAGGGAAAAAAAUCGAAAUUACAUCUAUAUGAAUAAUUUUGGGAGCCACUGUAUGUAUAGACUAACGAUGAAGACAGUGAACAUAUGAUGAUCUUAGAUCUCAUUUGAAUUCUUUCGAUUGAAAAAAGUUUAUUUCAAGAAAAUAGUUGAAUUUUAUCAAAUAUGAUUAAACUGUAAGAGCUAAGCCUUCCUCAAACGAAAAUUUCGACAAAUCUCCGAUAGGUUCGAAUUUGUAAAACGUUCAGUCUAUUUUUAUAAAAUUUAGUUAUUUUUUUUUUGCCAUGGCGUGAACCGAAUAAAUUGAAAUUAGUUCAAGACCAUCACUCAUUCACCAUCUUCAUCCUAAGUUUAUACGUACAUGUUUAGAUCCAUAUAAAUCUGUACGUAAGACAGGUGUAUCCAUAGUGUUGGAGGGACUAUUUUUUAUGUAGAAGUCCAGUAUUUAAGUUGUUAAUAGAAAAGUGAAGAGACAUUUUCGACGCACAAUGCUACUAGAGAUAGUUUCGAAAGUCUAAUAUUUUCUUCUAAAAUCAGCAAGCUUUUUAAGGUAGGUAUUCUAAUUUUGAGCUGGAUGAAAUACUCAAAAUCCUAAAUAAUUAUGCAUCAUAUCGAAAUAAUGCUUAAUAAAAUCGUACUUUGUGUUUUUUCGAAGACGAAAUGAACAGAUUAUUUUUUCUUUUUGUUUUAUACAUAUAUAUAUUCAUAGACACCACACAUCAUGGUAUAACAACAUUCCUACUCUAUUUUUGUUAGUAUCUUUCACUAGUAUUAUAGUAUACAAUCGUUAAUUGAUUUGUCUCUGUAUGUUUUAUAUUUCUUCUUUCAUUUCAUAUACAUGAUUCAUUCUGAUUGAAUAAAAUAAAUUUCUUAUUAAAAUCUUACGACUCAAUUAUGACGUAAAUGCUGGUGAAAACAAGACCCACACGUUUUUAAAUGUUAUAAGGUUUUAGUGUAGUUCGAUUGCAUGAAACUUGAUAAUAAAACGAGUAUAAUAAGAACAUUUUGAAUCAUGACUCUUCUAACGUCUUGAUGUCAAAAUUCAUCCGUUACUUAUAAAUCUACUGAUUAAAUUAUGUCUAAUGAGGUUUUAAGAAAGUCAUUCUUAUGUACUUAUUUAGUUCUACGCAGAUUCAAAUUAUCGAUUGUAACAUAGAAUAUACCGCCGCACUAAUUUAGAGUUCUACUCAUCCAUUGACUGUCGUUUUCAACUAUUUUCAGAUCAUUACAAGAGAAAAUUAAGGCAAUAUAUAUAUAUAUAUCAUUAAUCUAUUUUUGAUACGAAUUUUGAAAAUAAUCUAUUACUUUUAUAUUUUAUUAAAUUUUAGGUUCGUAAUGUUCAAGUACGUGGUGGUUACAUUCUUCAUGUUGGUGUAGUUGAAGGUACACUUUCUGUUAAUGAUAAAGUACGUUUAACAAUUGAUGAUUUUCGUCGAAAUUUAAUUAUGAAAAAUCAUACGGGUACACAUAUACUUAACUAUGCUUUACGUGCUAUACUUGGUGAUACUGUUGAUCAACGUGGUUCAUUAGUUGCACCAGAUCGUUUACGUUUUGAUUUUAGUUCAAAAGGAGCAAUGACACCUGAUGAACUUAAACAAACAGAAGUCAUUUGUAAUAAAAUGAUUGAACAAUCAUUACAAGUUUAUGCUAAGGAUGCAUCAUUAGAAGAAUCUAAACGAAUUGAUGGUUUACGUGCUGUUUUUGAUGAAACAUAUCCAGAUCCAGUACGAAUUGUUUCGAUUGGUGUAUCAAUCGAUGAUUUACUUAAUAAACCACCUAAAGCUACUGGACGUGAAUAUUCUGUUGAAUUUUGUGGUGGUACUCAUUUAAAAACAAGCAAACAUAUUGAUCAAUUGAUUAUUGUUACCGAAGAAGCUAUUGCUAAAGGUAUUCGACGUAUUGUUGCUGUUACUGGUCCUGAAGCAGAAAAACAGUGUUUUGGAUUUCGAUAG
Rotaria sp. Silwood2 is the source of this 2118-nucleotide messenger RNA. The record is from the annotation of a GenBank genome assembly. Lineage: Eukaryota; Metazoa; Rotifera; Eurotatoria; Philodinida; Philodinidae.